Molecule: messenger RNA, 1315 nt
Organism: Acomys russatus (golden spiny mouse)
Lineage: Eukaryota; Metazoa; Chordata; Mammalia; Rodentia; Muridae
Gene: Txndc5
Product: thioredoxin domain containing 5
Exons: 10
Coding region: 39-1292 (417 amino acids)
Biological process (GO): protein folding
Cellular component (GO): endoplasmic reticulum
Molecular function (GO): protein disulfide isomerase activity
Source: RefSeq, a predicted model, not a curated record
ACCCGGGGCACCGGCGAGAGCUCGCCAGCUCCGCCGCGAUGCCCCCGCGCCCAGGUCGCCUCCUCCCGCCGCUGGCCGGGCUGCCGGCCCUGGCCACGCUCCUGCUGCUGCUCGGCGCGCGCCGGUGUGCCCGGGCCCAGGAGGCGGAGGCAAACAGCGGGGCCGAGCAAGACCCGCACGCCAAGCACCUGUAUACGGCCGACAUGUUCACGCACGGGAUCCAGAGCGCAGCGCACUUCGUCAUGUUCUUCGCGCCCUGGUGUGGACACUGUCAGCGGCUGCAGCCAACUUGGAACGACCUGGGAGACAAGUACAACAGUAUGGAGGAUGCCAAGGUCUAUGUGGCUAAAGUGGACUGCACGGCUGACUCCGAUGUGUGCUCUGCCCAGGGCGUGCGAGGAUACCCCACCCUGAAGUUUUUUAAGCCUGGCCAAGAAGCAGUGAAGUACCAGGGUCCCAGAGACUUCGAAACCCUGGAGAACUGGAUGCUGCAGACACUGAACGAGGAGCCAGCUACACCAGAGCCGGAAGCAGAACCACCCAGAGCCCCUGAACUCAAGCAGGGGCUGUAUGAGCUCUCAGCCAACAACUUUGAGCCGCAUGUUUCUCAAGGUGAGCACUUUAUCAAGUUCUUCGCUCCAUGGUGUGGUCACUGCAAAGCUCUGGCUCCAACCUGGGAGCAGCUGGCUCUGGGCCUCGAACAUUCUGAAACUGUCAAGAUUGGCAAGGUUGACUGCACGCAGCACUAUGGACUCUGCUCAGAGAACCAGGUCCGAGGCUAUCCAACUCUGCUCUGGUUUCGAGAUGGCAAGAAGGUGGAUCAGUACAAGGGAAAGCGGGACUUGGAGUCACUGAGAGACUAUGUGGAGUCACAGCUGCAGGGUCCAGCGGCGGCUCCAGAGACGGUCAAGCCUUCAGAGGCCCCGGUGCUGGCUGCGGAGCCCACAGGUGACAAGGGCACCGUGCUGGCACUCACCGAGAAGAACUUUGACGACACCAUUGCACAAGGGACAACUUUCAUCAAGUUCUAUGCACCAUGGUGUGGCCACUGCAAGAAUCUGGCUCCUACAUGGGAGGAGCUCUCUAAAAAGAACUUCCCUGGCUUGGCAGACGUCACCAUCGCAGAAGUAGACUGCACCACUGAGCGGAACAUUUGCAGCAAGUACUCGGUACGAGGCUAUCCCACAUUGCUGCUUUUCCGAGGAGGUGAAAAAGUGGGUGAGCACAACGGAGGUAGAGACCUUGACUCGUUACAUGGCUUUGUUCUGCGCCAGGCAAAGGAUGAACUAUAGAAACCGCUGCUGAAGUCACCCGU